GGGUGCAGGCUGUGAGCUCUCAUGGCUCAGCCUGCACACAGGAGGAGCUGUGCUGACACGUCAGAAUAGAAGAGACACUUGUAAACACAGCUCUUCACUGGCCAGGAAAGAGGAAGGCGCUUCAAACUUCACACAGGGCGGCUGCUGGAGCCCGGCUUCUGGUUGCAUAAUGGAAUGAUCAAGCUGAUCCUUUAACAUGGGCUUUUUGUAGCUAACAUCUCGCAUGUAAAUUGAAUAAACCUUCCACUAGAAGGCCUCACGAAAGAUCCAUAUGAAGGCAUUGUAAGCAAUGGACCACAAGAUAAGCUGCCCCAAUGUAUGCAUUCCAAGCUCUGAUGAGCACCGAGAAAAUAGGAAGAGAUAUACUGUUUACAAAGUAAUAGUGUCCAUAGGACGGAAUGAAUGGUUUGUGUUUAGGCGAUAUGCAGAAUUUGAUAAGCUAUAUAACACGCUUAGAAAACAAUUUCCUGCUAUCAACCUGAAGAUUCCUGCAAAGAGGAUUUUUGGGGACAAUUUUGAUCCAGAGUUUAUUCAACAACGGAGAGCAGGUCUGAAUGAAUUUAUUCAGAAUUUACUCCAACGUCAAGAAUUAUGCAGCCACCCCGACGUCCAGGCAUUCCUAAAACUGGACUGCACCAGACACCAAUCUGAUCCUUCUGAGGACGAAGAUGAAAGGGCAGAUCAGAAGAAUGGAUCACCCUCACAAAAUGUCAAUCUUGGGCCCUCUGGAAAUCCUCAUGGAAAACCCUCAGACUUUGAAUACCUCAAACUGAUUGGUAAAGGGAGCUUUGGAAAGGUUGUUCUUACAAGAGGGAAACAUGAUGGCCGCUAUUAUGCAGUGAAGGUGUUACAGAAGAAAGUUAUUCUCAACAAGAAAGAGCAAAAACACAUCAUGGCAGAGAGAAAUGUUCUUCUGAAAAAUGUAAAGCACCCAUUCUUGGUUCAUCUUCAUUACUCGUUCCAGACAUCAGACAAGCUGUUUUUUGUCUUGGAUUUUAUCAAUGGAGGAGAGCUUUUCUUUCACCUACAAAGAGAACGAUAUUUUGCUGAACCAAGAGCCCGUUUUUAUGCUGCUGAAAUUGCCAGUGCGUUGGGUUACCUACACUCCAUUCAGAUCAUAUACAGGGACCUCAAGCCAGAAAAUAUUCUUCUAGACUCUGAGGGUCAUAUUGUUUUAACUGAUUUUGGGCUUUGCAAAGAAGGAAUUUCAAAUUCUGACAAAACUCUCACCUUCUGCGGCACUCCAGAGUAUUUAGCACCAGAGGUAAUAAAGAAGCAGCCGUAUGACAACACUGUAGAUUGGUGGUGUCUUGGUUCUGUCCUUUUUGAAAUGCUCCAUGGCUUGCCUCCCUUUUACAGCCGUGACAUAGCAACCAUGUAUGAAAAUAUCCUCCACAAACCCCUGGUCACAAGAGCAGACAUUAGUUUGACGGCGUCAUCCAUUUUAGAAGAGCUGCUUGAAAAAGACCCAAAACAAAGGCUUGGAUCCAAUAAUGACUUUGAAGAAAUUAAAUACCACCCAUUCUUCACAUGUAUAAACUGGAAUGAUCUUGCUGAAAAGAAGAUCCCUCCACCAUAUGACCCUCAUGUGGAUGGACCGGAUGAUAUAUCAAACUUUGACACAGAAUUUACAAAUGCUAUGGUUCCUGAUUCUGUCUGUAUAUCUGCAGACUACUCCAUUGUUAACGCCAGUGUUGAAGAAGCAGAUGACGCCUUCGUUGGCUUCUCCUAUGCUCCUCCCUCUGAUGACUUUUCCUUUUAGGAACUGGACUUGUUAUAGUAUGUGAGCACACAGAAGAGGCAUUCUUACAGGUUAUCUAGCCAGCAUAAAAGUGUACCUGUUGCUUAUCCUCAUAC
Nanorana parkeri is the source of this 1857-nucleotide messenger RNA. Its product is annotated as serine/threonine-protein kinase Sgk3. The transcript is spliced from 17 exons. Gene Ontology annotation, biological process: protein phosphorylation. Gene Ontology annotation, molecular function: phosphatidylinositol binding; protein serine/threonine kinase activity; ATP binding. Lineage: Eukaryota; Metazoa; Chordata; Amphibia; Anura; Dicroglossidae. The record is from RefSeq and is a predicted model, not a curated record. The coding region runs from base 290 to 1762 and encodes 490 amino acids.